Lates calcarifer (barramundi perch) is the source of this 747-nucleotide messenger RNA. It is a transcript of the gene trappc1, whose product is annotated as trafficking protein particle complex subunit 1. The coding region runs from base 146 to 583 and encodes 145 amino acids. Gene Ontology annotation, biological process: endoplasmic reticulum to Golgi vesicle-mediated transport. NCBI's taxonomy places the organism in Eukaryota, Metazoa, Chordata, Actinopteri, Centropomidae. The transcript has 5 exons. Gene Ontology annotation, cellular component: TRAPP complex. The record is from RefSeq and is a predicted model, not a curated record.
UUAACUUAAUGCCAGAUUUCAUGAUUAGAUGUUGUUUGUUUUUCAAAAGCUCAGAUUAAAUUUAAUAAAACCGCCUGCACAGUUGUUCUCUGGCAUCUUAGCGGACACCUCUGCCGCGGGGUCCUUCUACUAACAGGAAGAGAAGAUGACCGUCCACAACUUGUACAUAUUUGACCGGAAUGGAAACUGUCUGUAUUAUAACGAGUGGAACCGGAAGAAGCAGGCGGGGAUCUCCAAGGAGGAGGAGUUUAAGCUGAUGUACGGGAUGCUGUUCUCCAUCCGCUCGUUCGUCAGCAAGAUGUCUCCUCUGGACAUGAAGGAGGGCUUCCUGUCCUUUCAGACCAGCAAGUAUCGUCUUCAUUACUACGAGACUCCCAGUGGACUCAAGUUCGUCAUGAACACCGACCUGUCAGUGACCAACGCCAGAGACACACUGCAGCACAUUUACAGCAACUUGUAUGUGGAGUACAUCGUGAAGAACCCGGUGUGUGUGCUGGGCCACAGUUUGGACAGUGAACUGUUCAGCAGCCGACUGGACGCCUUCAUCAGAGCUCUGCCGUACUACAGCCCACGAGCCGCCUAACACACACACACACACACACUCACACUAACACACACACACUCACUCACACUAACACACACUCUAACACACUCACUCACUCGAACACAGCUUCUUGUAUUUAUUGUGAACAGUCUGGUUUUGUAUUUUGCUCCUGACUCUGUUGAAUUAAACUGAUGUAGAAACUC